Messenger RNA from Pyricularia oryzae 70-15, 3200 nucleotides. RefSeq lists its product as uncharacterized. The record is from RefSeq and is a predicted model, not a curated record. Gene Ontology annotation, biological process: regulation of DNA-templated transcription. Lineage: Eukaryota; Fungi; Ascomycota; Sordariomycetes; Magnaporthales; Pyriculariaceae. Gene Ontology annotation, molecular function: zinc ion binding; DNA-binding transcription factor activity, RNA polymerase II-specific; transcription cis-regulatory region binding. The transcript is spliced from 5 exons. Gene Ontology annotation, cellular component: nucleus. The coding region runs from base 332 to 2446 and encodes 704 amino acids.
AUCCUGCCUCAUCUCACCCGUACGGACGGCUUUCACGCGCUUCAAACGCCGCAAUCCGCAUUUCAGACUUGGCUCAAUUCCAUAUCCACCCUCAGCCCGUCCAAAUAGGCAAUUCCUGAACGAAAGCCGCGUGCGUCCAGCGGCAAUUAGUCGUUAUCGUCUAACUGAAUUUAUCGGCACAGGCGGAAUCCAAUCCACACCACCCUCCCCUCCCUACGGCACGGUACUCAACGUUGGUUGCCUUAUUUCUCAGAAAAAAGAAAAAAGGCCUCACUUACGCUAUCCGUCCGGUCCCGUCCACAGUGACCGGAUUGUGGCGGCCCCCCCAAGGAUGAAUACCGUGGAUUCCGGUGCCAGUAGCAAGGCCAGCUCCACAGCCUCGGCACCAUCUACACCCCCAGGAAUCCCAGCACCAUACGGUAGGGCUUGUGCCAACUGCGUCAAGGCCAAAUGCAAAUGUUUUUAUCGCGGUAAUGGCCGUGAGAUUAGCAGUUGCGAAAGAUGUCACCGACUAGGCAAAGACUGUGUGCCUUCCGAGACUGUCCGUAGGCGAACUUCAAGACGCCAGGGCACAUCAAGGACUGCUCAACUUGAGGAGAAGCUCGAUGAUCUGGUCUCGCUCCUCAAAACCCACCAGCAAAAACCCGGGGUUGGGCCUGCCGCUACAUCCAUUACAACUUCCCGAGGUCCGCUAUCAGCCAACAAGGAGUUCUCUCUCGCUGGCCCAGCAUUACUAGAUUCUACACCAAUUAUUACUAUGCCCAAUAACCAGCAAUCUUCCACGAUGUCUCCUUUGUACCCCAAAGGAAGAAAACACAGCAUAGACGCGCCCCAUGAGAGGCUAAGGGCUCCUAGCACGUCUGCUUCCAGCACUUCUGCUCCAAGUUUCAGUAUGCAACCUGACCAGGAAGCCGAAGAAAGCCUCCAAGUUUUCUCAAAACAGUUUCUCUUCUCAUUUCCUUACUUCCGCGUCACAGAAGACAUGACUGCAUCCAAAUUACAAGCCCAAUACCCACUCUUCAUGCUUGCCAUCAAGUCGAUCAGCUGCAAGGUAUUCUCGCGACAGAUGAAGUAUUCCGAGGAACUGCAGCACAUGCUAGCACAAAAGCUUCUGAUGGACUAUGAUAACUCUAUGGAUCUUUUGCUCGCUCUCAUCACGUGCAUCGCAUGGAUCCAUUUUCAUGAAGCCAGGAGACCAUUCCUCACAGCUAUGACACGGUUGGCCAUUUCUCAGGUUGUUGAGCUCGGUCUACAUAGACCAUUCGGUGAGCCGUCUGGGAUCUAUUCAUUUAGAGUGGCGAGCGGGGACACGUUUGCAAACAAGGAGCCAGCGCACAUCAAGCCAAGCAACGAACACCGUCGAGCCGCUCUGGGCUGCUUUGUUGUCACCUCGUGGAUAUACACGUCGAUGAGGAGGGCAGAAGGACUCCCAUGGACAUCCUAUCUCGAGGGCAUGAUGGUACAUCUGCUAAAAGAGUCGGAUUGGGAUGGAGACAAAAUACUUGUGGCCAAUGUCAAAGUGCAACGGCUCCAGGAACAACUGUACAGAGCCCGAUUUCAUCCUGCUGCUGGCGACCUGGGUCUGGCCAAGGACCCACACAAAGGGCUUCCCUCAUACUAUAUCAACCUGCUCAGGCAAACAUCGCGAGAUUUGCGGUACUCUUUGCCUGACGACAUAGCUGGCGAUGCAGCUUCAGUCGCCUUUCUCCUAAGGUAUUUGGAGCUUGCGAUAGCCGAAAGCGCCCUUGAUUACAAAGAAGCACCCUUUGCAAACCCUAAACACGUCAACCUCCCGACCAGUACCAGGCAGCUCGAGAAUAUCCAUGCCCUAGUCGAAGCCUUUGAACGCUUCUUCAGUCUCGUCCUCGAUCUUGCUCCCAUACACUUCUAUGGCAUGCCGUACACAUUUAGUGGGGCAGUGCCGCAGGCCAUGUGGAUGCUUUUAAAGCUGUGCCUCAGUCAUCCCGACUCGGUCUGGGACCCCAGAGAGAUUAGCCAGCGCAUCAACCCUACGUCUAUAGUCGAUGCCAUGCGCGACAAGCUCAUGGCCAUUCCCGAGUCUGCGGGCCUCACCAACGUGUCCACGCCUGACACGGCAAAUCCAGACGCACCGCAAAGUGACAAUAUAUUCACCAAGUGUGGACCAAUUCUGGACUCUGUUCGCUUGAGAUGGGCAGCUGAACUCCAAAAACACGCGGCCCCACCGCCGCCUCUGCCGCCUUCUCAAGAAGGUACGCCGUCGGCAACUUUUAAUGGAAGCGCGAUUCCUAUCACCCAGCAGGGGCCCAUUGCCACGCAGAUGAACAUGCAGACCGGGUUUGAAUCCCAUGGCCAGCAUCCAGACAUGAUGCCCAUGUUGAUGCCGCAGUACGACUAUUCUUCUUGGUUGUCAUUUACUCCUUUAGAACAAGGCUGGUAUCCAAUGGACAUGUCUUAUAGCCAAUAAGAAUGCAUAUGCGAAGGACUUGGAGUAAAGUGGUCACCAAGAUCUGGCACACGGUGACGAAUCGGCCACUGGCGGGAAAGCCGCUGAAUGCGCCUACGGCGAUGGGAACAGACAUCCCCUAGGCCUUGAGAUGAGGUACGACUGAGCUAGACCCGUCCUUGUAUCUAUCAAUCUACUUGUCUUGAUUUAGAGGCUGACGGAUUGGCUUGCUUGACAAUUUCUGUCAAGAGCACAAACCUCAGAUCAGCAGUGGACUGAGUUGUACAAAACGGAAGAUGGUACCUGAGAGUUUUGCCAGCAGUAGGCAUAGCAGUUGCGAACAGACCAGUUUUAUUCUGGAUACGGCCCAAGAUGAUACAUUAUUUCUUGGCUUUGACGAUGUGUUUGGCGGCGGAUGUUAUAAUCUAGUAGGCCCCCGUGAGGGCAGGUUGCGAUUUCGUCUUGAGAAGCUAAGUAUCUUCCCGAAAUUGUUCACAUUAUUAGUAAUGCAGAGUGUUGUAGACACAACCGAGUGCCCAGACCGCAAGUCCGCCUGAAAGUUCGUUGUCGAGUGAGUAUGGCAGAGCUGACGUUUUCACGCCGGAAACUGACGUGUGUUCCCGAAGGAACUGUCCGUCUGCAUGACCAUGAAACUGAGCAUCCCAUAGUUGGAGUCCGGACACCUGAUUGUAAUUAUACAAUUGCACCUACACAGUGAACCUUUGCAUCAUCUAAUUUGACACCUCACUCGCAUGCCUCGUUAGCUUUUAAGGCC